CAUAGAUCCGUGUAUUAUAGACGAUUGACUUAUACUGUGCACAGACGAUAAAUUUGGUGAUAAAUCACAAUAUUUCCUAAUUCGAAAACGAUAUUUACCGAGGCAUAUUUCAUUUUUUGGUAUUCCCUAGGUGGGAGUCCCCCGCUUGUAAUGAAGCAGCCUAUAUGUUCCCCUCUUCCCUCACUCCUCCAAGCUGAUUCUACACUCCAUUACAACACAAUGGCUUUAGAACUCCAGAACGGGCUCAAAGAGCAUUUGAGCUUGUUGAGUGACUCCCUUGGGGGUAGGCUACCCUUGGAUGAUGCCGUCUUAGAAGGUAUUCGUUGACUCUAAAUGUCAUCACUUUCAGUUCGUAUGCACUUAUUGAUCACACAAUGGCAGCCUUACCACCGGGAACCACAUCAGCGUCUGCACAUGCCUAUGGUUUAUCUGCAUGGUCAUUUACGGCCAGGAUUAAUGCACUCGAUAACGAUUAUCAACCUGUCUCAUUCUUUCUCAAGUAUGUUGCUGGGGACCUCGGCAAGAACCAAUUAGAGGGAGAGUUUGUCGGUAUGACAGAGUUGCAUAGACUGCAACCCGAACUAGUUCCUAAGCCUCUUGCUCGAGGUAAGCUCAAGGAUGCAAACCCACCGACGUAUUUCUUCUUGAUUGAAUUCAAGGAGUUCGUGCCUGGGCUUCCUGACCCUGUGAGGCUAGGUGCUCGCCUUGCCGCGAUGCAUCGCAACAGUACUUCCCCGGACGGCAAUUUUGGCUUUCACUUGCAGACUUAUGAUGGUGCAAGGCUCCAAGCGGUCGCACCGGCCAAGAGCUGGACCACCUUCUUCGGGAAACUUCUCGCUGAAGCUUAUCGGCAGGAUACAGAGACCAACGGAGUUUGGCCAGAGCUUGAGACCGUGCAUCGACGUGUACAGUCGCAUUUAAUACCUCGUCUCAUCGGAGCUCUAGAAUCCGAGGGUCGAUCGGUGAAGCCGACGUUGAUCCAUGGUGACCUUUGGGAUGGCAACGUCGGAGUCGAGGCGAACACUGGCGAUCCAUGGAUUUUUGACUCUGCCGUAUAUUACGCCCACAAUGAGAUGGAGAUCGGUAUCUGGCGAGCUGAGCGACAUCAGCUAAAAGCGAAACAUUUCCGUAGAGAAUAUCUUCGUAAUUGUGAGCCUAGCGAGCCCGAGGACGAAUGGGACGACCGAAACAUUCUCUACAGUGCCAAGACAAAUUUCAUGCAUUCUGCAUGUUUUACAGGUUCUCCGGCACGUAAAUCGGCUUUUAACGACUUGGUUUCACUGAUUCAGAAAUACACUCCGUGGGAGGAGAAUUCUGAUGGCUUGCGACAAGUCGGCCAAGGCCAGAAUGGCGACUCCGUCGUAUAAUUAUACUCAUGUACUAUAAUUGAUCGGCUCCUUGUUGUAUGUCGUUUGCAGUCUGAGGGUACUUCUCAAUUAUAGAUUGUGAUCAUUCUUACUUCAAUCGAUUUGAUUUAUGCCGCUAGCCUUUGCUUAUUUCAAUUUAAUGAGUUAUGAUGAUUAGAAGGUCGUCUUCUCUGGGACGUGCAGGUAUGUUCGACCUUGGUAGACAAUGAUCAAACGAGGCCGUUGAAUGUGAGCAGAUGUGAGUAAGAAGAUGUGAGUAAGAAGAUGUGACUAUAGCACUGGAUUGUCUGAAGUAGUCAAGAAAUACAGGCCCCACUGAUG
This is a messenger RNA of Truncatella angustata, 1688 nucleotides long. Its product is annotated as Fructosamine kinase-domain-containing protein. The record is from RefSeq and is a predicted model, not a curated record. Lineage: Eukaryota; Fungi; Ascomycota; Sordariomycetes; Amphisphaeriales; Sporocadaceae. The transcript is spliced from 3 exons. Bases 375 to 1367 code for a protein of 330 amino acids.